Saprolegnia parasitica CBS 223.65 is the source of this 2889-nucleotide messenger RNA. RefSeq lists its product as hypothetical. The record is from RefSeq and is a predicted model, not a curated record. NCBI's taxonomy places the organism in Eukaryota, Oomycota, Saprolegniomycetes, Saprolegniales, Saprolegniaceae. The transcript has 6 exons. Bases 1 to 2889 code for a protein of 962 amino acids.
AUGCAACAACCACGGUAUCCACCGAGCUCGCUGCUAUGGCAGGUCGAGGCCGAGGUCGAAGCCAUCCGCCGGGAGCGAUCGCAUGGCCCGCCGAGCUUCCUCUCGUCCAAGGACCUCCUCGACGCGCUCUGCCUGCGCUUCAACGUCAUGUCGUUUGCCGAGCUCAACCUCGGUGCGCCGUUCGCUGUGCCCGCGAUCCGCCAAGUGCUCGACCUCGAAGCCUCGCUGUGGGACUUUGUCGGGAUCUACGUCACGUCGCGCGCCAUCUCGACGGUCCACGACGCCGAAGCCGGCUUCCUCGAGCUGCACCAAGUGGCGACCUUUGACGCGCUGGGGCUUGGCACGUGCUUUGGCCUGUCGCCGGCCGUGGCCUACCACUUCCACGUGCAGGGCCCGCCGCCGAUCGCGUCGCUCUCGACCAAAGACGUGCUCCUGCAUCUGCGUGACUUUCGCUUCGUGCUCAACCGACAGACGCAGGACCCGACCGCCUUCCUCGCCUACAUGGCCGCGACCAUGAAGCAUCCGGUUGGGACCCUCGGCGUUACCGUCGCCAACAUGGGCCGGUCCAUCGAGCUCAUGCGCCGCAUGUACAACGAAGAGCGCAAGGAGCUCCGGAACCUCGAAAACGAUUUCCGAAAAGACAUCACGGACCGCGUUUUUGAGAUCACCAAGACCAAGUUCAGCGCCGAGAACCGGGAAAAGGCCAUUGGCGAUGCGCUCAUCGCCCAGAACGUCGCGCUGCCCGAGGGCAACCAGAAGGCCAACGUGAGUGCGCGUGUCGCGUCGUCGCUUCUGACGACGAUCACGCGCCUCGACGCCGAGCUCGACCAGGAGAUUGCGCGGUACCGGUCGCGCUUGCCCAAAACUCGUGCGCAAAAAAUGGAGAAGUCCCGGUCCGCCACGGUCUCGUGGGUGCUCUGCAGCAUCAUGGCCAAAGCACGCGUGCUGCUCGACACCGACAAGCUCGAUUCCGUGCACAAGGGCCGAGAACGCGAAGCCGCAGCCAACGACGACAACGACGAUGAGGAGUGCAAGUGCUGCUGCGUCGGCAAGGACGCAUGCUCGUGCGCGUGUACCUGCAAAUGCCACGUCAUGGACGACGACGACGACGGCGACGGCAGUGAUGACGACGGCGACGGGGGAAGUGACAACGAGACCAAUAAGACCUCCAUGGUCAUGCCGGUGCCGCCGCCGGUGCCAUUGCUGGCGUCGAGCCCGCCUGCGGUACGCAUCACCUACCCAUCGUCCUUGCAUCACGGCACUGUGGUCGUCCAAGCUGCAGCAGGCUUUCGCGACGACGACGACGACGAUGUCGACGUUCUGGCUCGUCUGCGUGCGAUUGAAGUCGAGUUGCAACUGCCGUCGCUGCUUGCGGCCGCAACGCACGAGGAGGCAUCGCCUCCCCUGCGACUGCCCGUAGCAAAUCGAGGGUGUCCCCGCACGCUUCUGCCCCAAGUCGAGUCGCUUGUGUACCAGUGCCGCGUCGCCCAGCACGACUUUGCCUCGCCGCCAUCAGCGCCCACAGUGUCGCUUGUCGAGGCCGCUGUCGCCGCCGAGUUGCACUUGUCGUCGGUGCCGGCAGCCGCGCUUGCGUCCACGCAGGCGCCGCCGACAACGUUGCUCUUUACGCACCCGCUGCUCGCAGCGGCGCCGACACCGCCGACGCUCCAACGACCGAUCGCCGAAAUUGUUGCGGCGCUUAAAGCCCUCCCGUGCUUGGUCGAUAUCGAGUCGGCGCUUGGCUGGUCGCUGCAUUUUGCGUACGAGCAUGGGCCCUUUCUGCCCUUUUUCCAGCACCACGUGCCGCACGUCCCGCUCCUCAAACUGCGCAGCGGUGCGUUUAUCAAGCUCAGUGCCACGUCGACGCCGGCGUCCAUUGCAGUGACCGCGAAUACGGGCGAUGACAUUGCCGUCCACGUCACUUCGAUGUUUGUCUCGAUGCGCGAGGCGUGUCCGUGGCCGCUGCUUGAAGCCGCGAUCGUAUCCGUGCUCGAGCAAGUGCCAUCGCCGGUCGACGUGGGCUUAGCUGCGCUUCGCCGACUCCCAAUCGACCUCGUCCCGCAUCUCGGCCCGCACGUGCUCAAGAGUCUCUCGACCGUCGUGCUCAACAUGCCCGACCAGCUCUGGCGGGCAGCGACCCACUGGACCGACCAGCUGCGGUUGGCGCACCUUGGGGUGACGGCGUCCGUGCCGCAGUGGCAAGCGCACCUCGACGUGUUCCUGUCGAGCGGCAGCUUUGCCGCCUUGCCGUCAUUGGCAUCGUCCGUGCCGUCGACGCCGGUACCGAGUGUCGAGUCGACUGCCGUCGCGACACCUACGGUCGCGACCGUCGCUUUGGUGCCGACGACGACCACCGUUGCACCGGCGGCCGUCGACGUCGACGCGUGCCGGUCGCUCGUCGAGAGCAUCCGACGCGACAAUUUCGGUAUCGGGCUGCCCGUGACGCCCGAGACGCAAGCGUUUCUGCAGCGCCAGCACCAGCGCCUCGAGCGCGCGCUCAAGCGCCUCAGCGAAGAACUCUACGCCGCGUCGACGCACUUUGUGCUCGAGCUCAUCCAGAACGCCGACGACAACACGUACGCUCAUGGCGUCUCGCCCGUCGCGAGCUUUGUCGUCACCGAGGAUGCGAUCACGUUCUUCUGCAACGAAGUGGGGUUCCAGCCGCCGCACGUCCGCGCGCUCUGUGACGUCGGCGCGUCGACGAAAGCGAGCGCAACCGGGUUCAUUGGCCAAAAAGGCAUUGGCUUCAAGUCGGUCUUUACGGUCACGCACGCGCCCGAGAUCCACAGCAAUGGGUUCCACCUGCGCUUCGACGCCAACCCCAGCACGACCUCGGGCCAGACGGCGGCCGCGGGCGGCGGCAGCGACUUGUGCUUGCUGGCCCCGUGA